AUGUGCCUGGACCUCGGACUUUUGACAGUCUCUCCCAAGGCAUGUUCGCAGCUCAUUCAAAGACCCGAGGGCAGGCCCCAGAGUGUAGCCGUCGAGUUUAGCUCUAUUAAUAUCGCAAAGCCCAUGCACAUGGGGCACUUCAGGGCGACCGUUGUUGGAAACUUUGUCAGAAACAUCAACGUUGCUGCCGGCAACAAGGUAGUAGCCAUCAACUAUCUGGGAGAUUGGGGCACUCAGUUCGGAAUGCUCUCCUUAGGCUUCCAAAAGUUUGGUGACCACACCCUCCUCGACAAAGACCCCCUAAAGCAUCUGCACUCGGUGUAUGUACAAGCUUGCCGAACAUUGGGCGAGACUGAAACCGGGAAAUCGGAUGCCUCAGCCUUAGCAACACGCCUUGAGAAUUCCGAAGAUCCUAAACUCCUAGAUCUUUGGCAGCGUUUUCGGAGUCUCAGUUUGGAGGAACUAAAGAAGUUAUACGCGGAUCAAACCCCAAUGACAUGCAAGAAGUGCGCCGAAAGAGGACCGCCAUAUUUUUGGAGUCGGGAGCCGAAGCGCCAGCAGCGGUCUCUCGAUACCAGAAAGCUGGCUGGUGGCCUAGAAGGCCUUUGGAGCUUUCAGGAGACGUAG
Molecule: messenger RNA, 627 nt
Organism: Dibothriocephalus latus
Lineage: Eukaryota; Metazoa; Platyhelminthes; Cestoda; Diphyllobothriidea; Diphyllobothriidae
Source: the annotation of a GenBank genome assembly